This is a messenger RNA of Funneliformis geosporum, 309 nucleotides long. Lineage: Eukaryota; Fungi; Glomeromycota; Glomeromycetes; Glomerales; Glomeraceae. The record is from the annotation of a GenBank genome assembly.
AUGAUAUCGAAAAGAAUUGAGGAGGCAACAAAACAACAAUCAAAAGUUUUUGGUGUAAUUCCUUAUAUGUAUCUUAAAAGGUUUGGUAGACGACAAAGAAGUGAUAGAUUGCUAAAUGAGAAGAGUGACGUUUAUAGCGUUGGUGUGUUGUUAUGGGAGAUGUCGAGUGGUAGACCUCCUUUUUAUGUUGAAGGUCUUAGAGAAAUUAUCAUUCCUGGUACACCGGAAGAUUAUGUAACCAUUUAUACUGAAUGUUGGGAUAUGAACGAAAUAGUCGAUAAAUUAAAUGCAAUUAUAACAAAAUCAAAU